AUGGGUAUUAAUAUAUGGAGACACAGCGGAUUUCUUAAAGAAAUGACUGUUAGUGAGGCAAUGUCUAUCUUAGGAGUAUUUUCUAUAAAAUCAUCGGGAAUAGACACUAAUUACAGAAUGCUCGUACGAGCCAAUCACCCAGACUCUGGUGGAAGUGAAUAUUUAUCACAGAAAGUAAAUGAAGCAAGAGAAUUUCUAUUGAAUAACACAUAACCCGAAAUAACCCGAAAAUAAUUCAAUAUAUGUAUUAGCCAGAGCCUAGAAAUGUCUCCAUCAAAUGGGUAAUAAAAUACAGAAAAUAAUGAAUGCAUUUAAAGAGCAUUCUGUACAAGAAUAUUUAAGGAAAUAAUUUGCU
Nematocida parisii ERTm1 is the source of this 355-nucleotide messenger RNA. RefSeq lists its product as uncharacterized. Gene Ontology annotation, molecular function: ATPase activator activity. Bases 1 to 213 code for a protein of 70 amino acids. The record is from RefSeq and is a predicted model, not a curated record. Gene Ontology annotation, cellular component: PAM complex, Tim23 associated import motor. The transcript has a single exon. NCBI's taxonomy places the organism in Eukaryota, Fungi, Microsporidia. Gene Ontology annotation, biological process: protein import into mitochondrial matrix.